Molecule: messenger RNA, 399 nt
Organism: Knipowitschia caucasica
Lineage: Eukaryota; Metazoa; Chordata; Actinopteri; Gobiiformes; Gobiidae
Source: the annotation of a GenBank genome assembly
AUGGUCACUAAGGACUCUGAGUCAUCCUCCAGCAGCUCUGACACCUCCAGAGCUAACCCUAAGUCAACAAUGGCUUUCUCCGGAAUGCUCAAUGAUGCUGACAUCACUGCAGCAAUUGCUGCUUGCUCAGCUGCCGACUCCUUCAAGCACAAGGAAUUCUUUGCCAAGGUCGGCCUGGCUGCCAAGAGCGCAGAUGACGUCAAGAAAGCCUUCUUCGUCAUUGACCAGGACAAGAGUGGCUUCAUUGAGGAGGAUGAGCUGAAGCUGUUCCUGCAGAACUUCGCUGCUGGGGCCAGGGCUCUGACCGACAAUGAGACCAAGACGUUCCUGAAGGCAGGUGACGCUGAUGGUGACGGCAUGAUUGGAGUUGAUGAGUUUGCCGCCAUGGUCAAAGCCUAA